Molecule: messenger RNA, 447 nt
Organism: Haemonchus placei
Lineage: Eukaryota; Metazoa; Nematoda; Chromadorea; Rhabditida; Trichostrongylidae
Source: the annotation of a GenBank genome assembly
AUGGACAUACUUGAAUCGCUAUUUCAAACGAAAAAUGCCAAUUUUAUUACGAACAAAGAUAUAAAAGAAGAAGAUGAGAUUGCCGAUGAAGCAGAAUCUGGCAGCGAUGAAGCGGAUGCUGAGGAACAAAAUGGCGAGCCGCCACCGAAAAGAGUAAAACGGGAACCAAAGCAGCAGAUUCUAGCUAAUCGAAGGAGUCGGCCAGAACGAGGGAAAUUCACGAUACUCGAUGGCACAUCAGUUGCUGAACCGGAUGAGAUUCUCGACAUAGACUUCGAUGCUGACCUACUUCAGAGGAUAUUCCGUGAUUCCCGUGUAGGUAUUCAAUUUUUGGCCCGAUAUGGUAUCAUUCCUAAUACGAGGGAAUGCAAAAUCGAAAGCUGUCCGGUGAGUUGGGCUCUGACUUUCAAUAUCCUCCCAGGGGACAAUCCGAAGAUCUUUCAGUGG